Molecule: messenger RNA, 3289 nt
Organism: Thunnus maccoyii (southern bluefin tuna)
Lineage: Eukaryota; Metazoa; Chordata; Actinopteri; Scombriformes; Scombridae
Product: E3 ubiquitin-protein ligase rnf152-B
Exons: 1
Coding region: 303-1073 (256 amino acids)
Biological process (GO): protein ubiquitination
Molecular function (GO): ubiquitin protein ligase activity
Source: RefSeq, a predicted model, not a curated record
CUCUCUGGAUGGAUGAGCCCUAGCAUCGGAGUCACCACCAUUACAUCAUCCGUUCCCACACAGCCGAACACGAAACGAGAGCUUUUUAAUAUUUAACCGGGAUCCCGAUCAUUCAGACUAGAGAAGCAGGCGCCCCGCUCUUCAUAAAGGACGCUGUGGGGAUUAUAAAAACACAUCAACAAUGUCUGCGGGGAUGAUGGCGUUUCAAUGAACAGGGAGGAGAGGAGGGGGCGAGGAGGAGAGACGUGCGCCGUCAUCAGCAUCUGUCCGCCAGCUCCCUUUGUGUUCACCGGAGAAUGUGAAUGGCGAAAGAUGACAUGGCAGAGGUAGAUUUGGCAUCAAACGGAGCGGAACCCCCCGGCGAGGCCUCCUCGGCGUUUCCCUACGAGGAGUACGAAUGCAAAAUCUGUUACAAUUAUUUCGACCUUGACCGCCGGGCUCCUAAGAUCCUAGAGUGCCUGCACACGUUCUGCGAGGAGUGCCUGAACACGCUUCACCUCCGGGAGGAGCGGCCAUGGCGCAUCAGCUGCCCCGUCUGUCGCCACCGGACUCCGGUGCCGGAUUAUCGGAUACAGAACCUGCCCAACAACACCAAGGUGACGGAGGAUUUUCCGCUCUACAUCGAUUCGGACCCCCUGCCUCAGGACGCUUUGCCGCCGUACCCUCCCCCGCUGCACCCGGCUCUCGUCGCCCUCCGCCGGGAGGAGGCGUCGGGGACAUCCAGCACCAGCCAGGCGACUCCGUCCACCACCGUGUCUACGGCCACGACCCUCUCCCAGGACUCAGUGCGCUACGACAGCUGUCAGAGCUGCAAGAGAGUGGCACUGACCACCGGCUGCGUGUGCGUGAUCUUCUCCUUUCUGUCCAUGCUGGUGUUGCUCUUCAUGGGCCUGAUCUUUGUGCAUAGUCACAGCAUUCCUCCCUCGCCCGCGGGACCCAUUUGCUUGUCGGUAGCCAGCAUCCUGGCCAUGUUCUCGGUGGUCGUCACAUGGUUGAUCUGCUGGCUCAAAUACAGACCAGACCAUGAGACAGGCCGCUCAUCCGCCACCAGUAACUCCCGGAGAAACGCCUGAUAGGCUGCUGGCUGUGACUAUUGAUGGAGAUGUUGUACUGUGGGUGUGUGGUUAUGUACAUAUACUGGCAACUGAUACUCCUGCUCCCUUUACUUUUUCUAGGUAUAAAUAUCGUCCUAAAUGGCCUUUUAUCAGUAUAGCAAACACCCAAAGGCCUUCCUGCUGUUUGGAGCAAUAGGCCGACACCAACAUGAUCCUUGAUAAUCUUUUCCUCCACUUGAAAUCGGAGUGGGCCCAGUUGACUGGGUGUCCUGAUGAGUGAACUUGUCCAAGACAUGGACCACUUGAUGUUGGGUAAAGCUGUGAUUGGCUUGAUGACUGAAUGUGAAGUGCUUAUUUCCAGGGUUUGACACCCUCCCCACCCUAUCCUGAUAAAUAAUAUGCAUAUACCACUCUGCAACUCACUGUAUGAUAACUGUCCAUGAUGAUUCACUCUUAUAUCUCAACAAAGCACUAUUGUAUUGUACAGAUAUUUGGCAAAUGUUCACUUCUGAGUUUUCAGGUGAUGGGCCUCCAUUACAAAUAAGUCGUGUCCACAAUCCAAACUGUAAAUAGUCCACGAGUACUAAAGAGCUGGUGAGUGGUUACAGGUUAGGUGUGAUCAGCCUGUCUUGAAGACCUUCCUUAUCCUUGUGCUUUAACUCGUCCUACAGGAUGGCACUGUUUCCUCUGUCACAAUGAAAACUGCACCUCUUCCAGGUUUUUCUAUCUGGCAAAGCUCAUAGGGAUACAAAGUGAUAGCUUGUGAUUUUGACCCUGUGUUUGGCUACUUUUGCGCAUGUUAGGCUACUGAAAGGUCAAGGCCAUGUUUUUUGUUUUUACUUUCUUUUUUUUUUUUAAUUGAAGGGACAAUGUGUUUCUUUGACUUGUGUGCCUCACCUCGUUGCUGAAUGAAGCAAACGUCACUGCAAUCAUGAUCAAAAUCAUGCACGGGCCCCCCUGUAACAGACAGCAUCCAGCUGCGGUGUCGGCAGGGAUUUCCUCUUUCUGUCACAUCAUUUACACGUCGGAAGUUGAAAACAGGGUUUCCAACAUGGAGCUGCCUCCCGCCCGGCACCUUUUUAUACUUAUGAAAAAUGUGGGUCUUUGCAACUGGCUUUGAAGAAAGGUUGGGAAAGAUAUGGGUGUCUAAAUGUGUUUUAACAGGUAAUCCAGGCUAAAGUCCACCUUCAGCUGCUUCCAAGUCCAAGUUAACUCUUCGGCUUCCUUCAAAAGCCACAUGUGAGAAUCUAAUGUAACUGUAUCUUGACAGGUCAGACACAGUGAACAACUCAUAAAAGGAUACAUUUGGUGUCUUUCUGGCCCCUCUGAGAUUGUCAGGAGUGAUAAUUAUCUCUGGAAAGAGCCCCAUCAGCUGUGUGGCUGAGAUUACAGUGAUAUACUAUACAGCCAGUACCUGCACAAUUCAAAUAUUCAACUUUACCAAGCAAAACAUAAUAUAAUUUGGAUUAUCUACAUUGUGAGUCUGUACCAUAACAAACACUGAAUUAACUUUUUAGUGAAAUCAGCUUCAGACAACACAUUGAAAUCAAAAAAGCUGCAACUCAAGGGCCUGUUCUGGGAAAAUGUAAUAUGAAUAUUACUGUGAACCGUUGGUGAAUUCUGUAUGUUUCAUUGUUGCUACAAUAUAUAUAAUUAUUUAUUUAUAAUACAACAUUCUUGACUAUGGCAAACCCUUGCAUUGACAAACGUGUUGUGGUCCAUGGAGCAUGUGAAUUGCACUCCUGCGUUAUGCUCUGGCUCCCUGACCCUCUUGUCAGCAUUUAAGUGUUGAGAGGAAUUCAAUUCGGACACCAAAGUGUUUUUGUUUGGUUUUUUUUAAAAAAUCCAAGCACUUAUUUCCCUUGCACACUCAUAGUAUCCCUACCUCACCGCUCAUGGGGGGAAAACGCAAAAAAAAAAACAAAAAAAAAAACCCAAACAGUUCAAUAUGAUUCUUAAAUAUAACCCCACUCAAUCUGAUUCCCACGCUUGCUUCAAUCAUCCUACUCAGCCUUUUCCCAACUUUUAGAUGAUGCACUUUCACCCUCUUAUUUGACACAAGUAACGGGGUACCUUUGACUAAUGUAAGCAUAUUGUAUUUAUUUCAGAGGACCUAGAAAAUGUUGUUGGUUUUUAUGAGAAUCUGUGGGUGUUGUUAAAGUACCAAAUGUAUUUGCACAGAGAAAUGGUCUUUAUGUGUUAUGCUGUUUUACAUACAUAAACACAUUUCAGUA